This is a messenger RNA of Moneuplotes crassus, 3504 nucleotides long. NCBI's taxonomy places the organism in Eukaryota, Ciliophora, Spirotrichea, Euplotida, Euplotidae. The record is from the annotation of a GenBank genome assembly.
AUUUUGUAGGGGUGUAGGAGAGAAGGAAAGAUGUCAAUGGAAGAAAGUAGGUUUAGCAAGAUACAGGAAUCGGAAAGUUCAAUCUCUUCAGAAGAAAUAGAAGACCACAAAGAAAACAGCCGUAGUGCAGACUACGAAGAGGUACCUGUUUCGGUAUCUGUCAAUGAGAAGUCCGAAGAAGCAGCCUCCACUGGGCCCAAGUCUCAUGAUGAUUUGGCAAUGAGGAUUAAUACUAAGAAGCAGAGCAUGUUAAAUAUUAUAAACCCUUCAGAUCGAGUUAAAAUGACUACACAGAAACUAAGAGACCUAUGCCAAAGGGGUCAAAACAAGGCUCUUGAAAGCCUGAUCAAGCAGGAUAAAGAUCACCUUGUGCUUAAGAUUGAAGAUGUAGCCUAUGUGUACCAGGUUGACCCUGGGCUGGUGAUGAUGCUAGUGGAGGAGAAGGUCAGGAUAGAGAGGAUAUAAAAACAUCUGCUUUUAGGAUUAUUACUUCAUAUACAGAUUGGGAGCAGCAUGAAGUGGAUCUUAGUCUUAGUGAAGCCUUAACUUAUAAUGAUUGAAUCGAGGCUCUACUGGAAGACAAAAAGUCAGAUGAAGAAAUAAUGGAUUUUAUUCAAAAAGUGUACAAAGAAGUCGAAAGAGACACAAUACUGUCUCUAGCAAUCAUAACCCAAAGAUAUCAGCUCACACAAAUAAUGAUAGAAGAGUUUGGAAUUGAUUUCAGACCAUUCUUUGUCAAAAUAGCAAUUGAAGCAGACUCAUUAGAUAUAGUUUAUUUAUUAAGAAAUCUAUUUCCAAGAAGUUAUACUGUAAAUGAAAAGGAAUAUCUUCAGUCAUUGCUUUUAUCUUUUCAAAGGAGCAAUUCAUUUUGGCUUGCUAAGAUGAAUAUCUUAAAAACUUUAAUGAACCAGACCAAUUACAUUAAAGCUGAGUCCUUCUUGCUCUACACUCUUCGGUCCCUAGAGAAAGAUGAUGUAACUCAAAAUCCGAUGUACUACGCUCCCAAUGUGCUCUUGUUCACUUGUAAUCUGAUCGAAAUUUGCAGGAUCCUCGUCGGCAAGUAUAAUUUCCUGGGAGCCUACACCGAGAAAAUCGAAAGUAUUCUGAUCAAGUCGACUGCUUCCUUUAUCGAAGACAUUGAAGAUGAAUUCCAUCUGAGAGAACUUGUGUUUGAGAAGGACUAUGAAAACAGAGAUUCGCUGGACUUACUCUCUAAGUAUAGCAUUGUCGAUAUAAUGAACAACAAAAAUAUGGAGAAGAUUGCACUUGAGUUAUGGACUUCGCAAUAUGAUGUUAAGGGGAGUUUAUUUACCACAUCAUCAGCACUGAAGAUUGUAGUUUAUGACAGCUUCAACAAACCAAGAGACAUUUUAAAAGAUUUCUUCUUCUUGAACUGGGAGUAUAGAUCGAUGGAUAACUUUGAUCAUCAUUUAUACCAAUUUGAAGUUUGGAAGACUUCUAUGAUGGCCAAGUUCAUUACUGAAGGACUUUUCUUGGCAAUAUUGACAGUAGUGUUCCAGUACUAUUUAACUGAAGCUACUCAGGCAGCAGUGGAUGUUCAAACAUCUUUUUCAUCGUACGAUGGAGAAACUGAUGAUACUGCAAAAGGAGAAAGACUAACUGUUUUUGAGAGUCAAUCUGUGGUAUACUACGACAACAUGCAAAUUACUAUCUUACUCGGAUAUUUAGCUUUGGCUUUCCCCAUUAGAAUCGUUCUUACAAUGGCAUUUGCUAAGAAGUCUAUAAGACAGUUCACUUUCUUGACAGUGACAAAUAUCUUGGAUAUUAUGAUUUUCUGAGUCUUCACUAUUAGACUCUAUCUGGAGUACAAUUAUUUCUAUGUUGAUAAUAUAAAAGAAGCAACUUCGGAAGUCCAGAGGGGGAAGAAUUACUAUGAUAAUGUUUUCAAGCAUAAUGAUUUCUCAAAUUUCUUGGAUUAUCUUUACUCUAUUGGGUCAGCAUGCUUGUGGAUCAGGAUAGUUCUUCUGUUCAGAUUGACUAGAUUUCUAGGACCUCUGGUGAAGAUGAUACAGAAUAUGAUUCAUGAUAUUUUAAUAUUCAUGGUUCUUUUUGUCACACAGCUAAUUAUUUUUGCAACUGUAGGGAAUUUAUUGUUCUCAAACUCCACUGCCUACUCAAAUUUGUAUGAAUCCUCUCAAACCCUGUUCAAUGCAGCUCUUGCUUCUUAUGCUUUUACAGAUACAGAUGACUCUGGCAAGAACAAGUAUCUCGGACAUCUAUUCUUAUUGGUGUCAAUUGUACUUCAAAAUAUUCUUCUUCUUAAUCUCCUAAUUGCUAUCUUAUCAAGCACUUAUGCUAUGCUCGAAGAGAAGAAAUUAGUGCUCUACAUCAACGAAAUUUUGAAGCUGAGGCCAUCAUUGGAGUAUGAUAGAAGGUAUUCAUCAUUGGUGUCAACCUUUCCUCCUUGGAACAUCAUUGCCUUGUUCUUCACUCCAGUAUUGAUGUUUACCAAGAAUCCAGAGAAUGUAAAUUUAGUUCUGUUCCAUAUCGAGUACAUUCCAAUAGUGGUUCUACUAUUCGGAAUUUAUGUAGCUAUAAAUCUUGUGAUCAUUCCGUUAGCCUAUGUGAAGGGAAUUUUUGUUAAUCUACAGCAAAGCUGGAGUACAAAAAUCGAGAAUCAGGUGCUUUAUAAAAUUACUAGGCUAAUUAUCUGGAUAGUUUUUGGCAUAUUUAUCCUCUUCCUCAAUUUUAUAGUUGAUUGUAUUGUUUUCUUUAUGCAUCUAUAUCAGAGAGAUAUGAGCCUGAGGAAGGAAAAGCAAAAUACGCUUGUGGUAUCUUCUAAUCUUUAUGAUCAUAUUUUUGAUACUUUUGAGUCUCUUCACCUGAAAGGAGUAACCAAAGUCAGUUAUAAAUCGAUAAUUAUCCCGUUGAAAGAAAAGAUGAACGUACUUGGGCACAUUCAGAACAUUAUUUUUGGGAUUUCUCCUUUUCCAGAUGAACAUUUUGCCCCAGAGGAAUCAACAGAUAAGAUAAAAGAAUUUGUCAUAGCUAAGAAAGCUCUUAAUUCUUCUGGAAUUCCUGCUGAAAAUCAACUGUUUCUCUAUCCAGAGAUUAUGAAAUCCAUAUUAAAUGAAGUGAGAAUCUCUGCUAGACUUCAGGGACUUUGUAAAGCUUGGAGUAUUAAUAUUUCUAUUGGAGAAAGAGUCAGAGCAGCUGACAAGUACGAAGAUCCAGAGUAUUACUCUAAAAAGAAUGAUUCCUUUCCUCAUUUAGCCAAAUUUUAUUUUAUUGAUUUGACAGAUCUUCACAAAGCAUUUAUGGCCCCCAAUGAAUUUCAGAAUACCAUGAAUGAUCCUGAAUACAUAUUCAAUGGGGUCAGACAGAUAGUUGAAGAAGGAAAUCAAAAGAUUUUCGAUAAGCUAGAAUCUAUCGAGAGAAGACUGAACAACAAAAAUCCCAAUCACUCCACCAAUAUUAAUGAAUCAAGUGGAGAUAUGAAUCAAUCAGAUGACUUUGAAUAAAAAUACCCCAGAAAUCAAAUUC